AUGGGCUGCGGUGCCUCCUCCGAACAGUACCGAGAAAACAACUGGGAUGCUGAGAAGGAACCAGAGACAGCAGAGGCGCAUGGGUCAGUUGAUUACGCCUUGCCUGGCGACGCGGCAACGUACGCCACAAGCGUCGACUGCGCAUCUGUCCGACAAGACCCGGCCCCUUCGCAGAGAGCCAGCAGCGCAAGUGGUGCCUGGCAAGUAGAGGCCUCUGGAGCAUGGGAGACGCUUCCGCCGGACGUCAACCAGGCCCUCACGGAAGCCUACCACUCGGGCCAGACUGUGGCGCUCUACUCUGUUCGAGGUGCCCGGCCCAGUGAUGAUGCGAGCUUCGACGUGGACUUCCGCAGCCUGGUGCAGACCAAUCGGAAGACGGGCCAAGUUCUGCAGAUCCGCUGGGAUGCUUGUGCGAGCGCUGGCAACUGCCAGGCUGCGGGCCAGGGAGGGAGGACGAGGUAUCAAUGGGAACUCAAGGACGGCGAGUGGGCAGACUUCGAGGAGGAGGAAGAACAGUACAUCGUCCGUGCUUGGAUGAUGGGCCAUGACUUCAUUCGGUAUGCUGCCUGGGGCCUCGAGUACGAGAUCAAUUUCCCCAGGAUGGUGCUGAUCAACAUCUCCUCCGGGAACAGGCGCCACAUUCGUGUAAAGCCAGCUGGAUCACUCAUGCCGGCGCCCUCCAAGACAGCCCCGCCAGAGGCAGCAGAGGAGCCAGCCGAACAGCCUCGAGCUGAGCCUGCGCCGAACUCGAAGCCCGAGGCUCGCAGGGCCGGCAGACCCCAGGACAGCAGCAAGCGCUUCAGCCUGGGAAAGAAGACGGCCCAAGGGGCGCAACCUGCGCCGGAUGCGAAGCCAGGCCAUGACCCCAAGCGCGAAGCCAAGCCAGGGCCACAGCCGGAGAGGCCUGAGAGGUACAGCCAAGAGCUCCCCAGCGGAGCCUCUUGGCCGCCUCUACCUUCUGCCAGGGAGGCAGCCCGAGUGCUCUUUGCAGAGCUCUGCGCCACGCGCCAACGCCCAACGGCUGAGAAGAAAUCAUUUUACAAGGGACACUGCCUGGCCUGGCAUCCAGACAAAAAUUUGGAUCAGGAGGAGCUCGCCACUGAAGUCUUCAAAUUCCUGCAGCUGGUUCGGGAUUGGUAUUUGGUGGCUUAA
Molecule: messenger RNA, 1152 nt
Organism: Symbiodinium pilosum
Lineage: Eukaryota; Dinophyceae; Suessiales; Symbiodiniaceae
Source: the annotation of a GenBank genome assembly